Exophiala oligosperma is the source of this 2907-nucleotide messenger RNA. RefSeq lists its product as uncharacterized. Gene Ontology annotation, cellular component: membrane. NCBI's taxonomy places the organism in Eukaryota, Fungi, Ascomycota, Eurotiomycetes, Chaetothyriales, Herpotrichiellaceae. Gene Ontology annotation, biological process: transmembrane transport. Bases 1 to 2907 code for a protein of 968 amino acids. The record is from RefSeq and is a predicted model, not a curated record. Gene Ontology annotation, molecular function: ATP hydrolysis activity; ATP binding; ABC-type transporter activity. The transcript has a single exon.
AUGCGCUUCUAUCUUGCUCGAACUGGCACCAUUACUAUCGACGGUAGUGAUAUUCUAGACCUGGACAGCACAUGGCUCAGAAACAACAUUACAUUGGUUCAGCAGCAGAGCAUACUCUUCAAUGAGACAAUAUUCACCAAUGUUGCGCUUGGUAGCCAAGAGCCUGGCCGAGUCACCGUCUCACAAGUUGAUAUAUGCUUACAUCUGGCAUCUCUUGAUGGUAUGAUAGCAAGCCUUCCCAACGGCCUUGGAACGAUGGUCGGAUCUAGAGGUUCCGAGCUCUCUGGCGGGCAAAGGCAGCGUGUUGCUAUCGCGCGUGCCAGACUUAGAGACACUCCAGUCUUGAUCCUCGAUGAAGCGACAAGCGCUCUUGAUGCCCCUAACAGAAAUGCUGUGAUGGAAUCAAUUCGUCGCUGGCGAAAGGGAAGGACAACAAUCAUCAUCACUCAUGACUUGGCCCAGAUUCGUGAAAAAGACCUAGUAUACAUGAUGGAUGCAGGCCGAAUUGUCUGUCGCGGGAGUCUUAGCACGAUUAGACAUGCCCAACAUACACUACAUGCGGACGGACCUGGCCUGCACACACAACCAUAUCCACACAGAGGCAAGGUGGCCAAAGUGACGGCAAGUAUUCUUCCCAGAGGUUUGGGUCCUUCAAAUUUAUCAUCGCGUGCACCAGCUUCAGCAGAGGCGGAUUCACGACACGCAGUCCGUCAAUCAGGCCGCAGUGGAGGCAGAAUUUCUAUGGUGUUAUCACUACGUAGUGAUCCAGCAUUUCAAAGACUGAAACGGCAGUCCCUAAGUCGUGCUCGAGCUAUGUACUCCGCAGAAAGAGCACGAGAACUAGUCGACAAAGCACCUGGUCUUCCCAGCCCGGUUGCAGGCGACCACAAAGUCACAGACUUAUCGAGCCCUUAUGGAUCUAAUGGGUCUUGCAAUGGCACGUUGCGGGUUGUUGGCUCUGCGAUUGAGCUCCAAAAUGUGGCUCGGAAAGAGGAUGGUGGAACUGUCUCAGAAACUAUUCACGAUGACAAGUCUGUCCAAGACUCAACGCAAACGAUUCUGCAAAUGGUAUGGCCAAUCUUGGACACAACUCACCAGGUUAAAAUUGUUAUCGGCCUCGCAGCAGCGCUUAUCCAUGCAGGAUGCACACCUGCAUUCUCGUACGCCAUCAUUCAACUGUUUGGGACGUUCGGCAUUUAUUCUGGUUACCACACAAAAGUGCUGACUUACUCACUCGCCAUUGUUGGUGUGGCAGUAAUUGACGGCAUUGCCUGUGCCUCUAUGCAGUAUCUCUUAGGCUCGGUAAGUCAGGCAUGGGUCGAUACACUUCGAGAGAUGGCAGUGAAGCGCAUUUUGCAACAGCCAAAGGGCUGGUUCGACGAAGAAACCAAUAAAUCUUCCAUUAUAGUGUCGUCGCUUGACCGUCAUGCUGAAGGAGCAAGGGUUCUUGUGGACCAUUUCGCUCCCCAAGUCCUUGUUGUCAGUGUCAUGAUGGCAGUAACGCUUGCCUGGUCUUUGAAUACAUGUUGGAAAUUGGCUCUUGUGAGUCUCGCAGGCAUACCAUUCAUCUAUGCCGUUGUGAAGCUUCUCGAUGUGAUCUCGUCACGGUGGUCCUCUCGAACAAACUCAGCAGUAGAAAAACUCUUGGACGUCUUCAUCGAGAGUUUCUCAGACAUCAGGACGGUUAGGGCAUUGACACUUGAGUCGUUCUUUCAUCAGAAGUAUUCUCAGACCCUUCAGGUGGCAUUUGAGAUUGGCACUCGUCGCGCGAUCUUCACCGGCUUUUGUUAUGGUCUAUCAGAAUCAGUCAUUACUCUCUUCACACCAAUGAUCUUUUGGUAUGGAGUGCAUCUGGCCAAAACCAGAGAAUGGUCCGCGAUGGAUAUUCUUACAGUGUUUUCUCUCCUCUUGUUCACUACUGCCAGCGCCAGCGCCAUCAUGGCAUAUGUUCCACGCGCCAGCUCAGCUACGGAAUAUGCCACUCAACUGCUCGAACUCAGCAGAAUGCCAGUCCAUUCCCACGAGAAUGCUGGGCAGUUAAGGCUGGACAGGAGCAAGUUGAAUAGAUCUGGUGUGGCCAUACAGUUUACAAAUCAGACCUUCUUCUAUCCUACCCACUCGGAGACCUCUGCCCUCCGGCAUUUGAAUCUUAUAAUCCCUCGGGGGAAAUGUACCGUAAUAGUUGGAUCGUCCGGAUCUGGCAAAUCGACAAUCACGUCCUUGAUUCUGGGCUUGUAUCCUCCGGCAGCAAAAGAAGCAGCCACAACACUCGCAGGGGACACGCAUGAUUCAGUCUCAUUGAGGCUGUUUGGGUGUGAUAUCCGAACGCUGGAAAUAUCAACGCUUCGAUCCCUGGUGGCCAUGGUUCCACAGACACCAUUCCUUCUCCCAACCACAGUUCGUGAAAAUAUCAUCUAUGGUCUGGGUCCGGGCUCUAGCCUCGCAUCAGCAACUUGUAUUGAGUCUGCGGCAAGAUCGGCUGGGAUCCAUGAGUUCAUUCAAUCUCUACCACAAGGCUACGCCACUAUUAUCGGCGAAGCGGGACUGGGUGUCUCGGGAGGCCAGGCUCAGCGAAUAGUGAUUGCUAGAGCGUUGGUCCGCGAUCCCAAGAUACUCAUUUUGGACGAAGCGACAAGUGCCUUAGAUCGUGAAAGCGCCGACACUGUUAGAACGAGCAUUAUGGGUCUAGUCCGAAGGAAGCAAAGCACAAUGACUGUAAUAGUUAUAACCCAUGCGAGGGAAAUGAUGACCUUUGCGGACCAGGUAGUGGUCAUGGAGAACGGAACGGCGGUCGAAGAAGGUCCCUACAGAGACUUGAUCCGCAAGAAGGGAAAGCUCUGGGACAUGCUUCAAGUCGAUCAGCUUCAAGUCGAUCAGCAGCUGGAGAGAGCGUUACGGCAUUCGUAA